Molecule: messenger RNA, 1926 nt
Organism: Ziziphus jujuba (common jujube)
Lineage: Eukaryota; Viridiplantae; Streptophyta; Magnoliopsida; Rosales; Rhamnaceae
Product: non-specific phospholipase C1
Exons: 3
Coding region: 99-1697 (532 amino acids)
Biological process (GO): phospholipid catabolic process
Molecular function (GO): hydrolase activity, acting on ester bonds
Source: RefSeq, a predicted model, not a curated record
CGUUAUAUAAGCCAUGAAUGUUUUUGUCCUUUCAACAAAUUUGAUUCUUGUCUUUCUUCGAACCUGCUCCACCCGUCCACUUCCCCAGUUCGCCGGAGAUGGGUUUCCGGCGAAUAUCUCUCACCUGCCUCAUCUUCCUCUGCCUCUUGGUUUCAUCUCACGCUCUUGAGUCUUACACUCGCCGGAAACACAGAAUCAAAGGACCCAUCAAAACCAUUGUCGUUUUGGUCAUGGAGAACCGUUCGUUCGACCAUGUCCUCGGCUGGCUCAAAUCCACCCGACCCGAAAUUGACGGGUUGAACGGCAAAGAAUCGAACCGGAUUUCUGUCUCCAACCAAAAUUCGCCGGAAGUGUUCGUCUCCGACGACGCUUUGUUCGUCGAUUCCGAUCCGGGUCACUCGUUUCAGGCAAUCCGGGAACAGAUUUUCGGGUCGAACGAGUCCACCGAGAACCCGGCUCCAAUGAACGGGUUCGCUCAGCAAGCGGAGAGUAUGGUCGAAGGAAUGUCGAAGACCGUCAUGAGCGGGUUCAAACCGAGGGUUUUGCCGGUUUACACCGAGUUAGUGAACGAGUUCGCCGUCUUCGACCGGUGGUUCGCUUCGGUCCCUGCGUCGACUCAGCCGAACCGGUUCUACGUCCACUCGGCGACCUCUCAUGGUGCAAUGAGCAACGUGAGGAAGGACCUCAUCCAUGGCUUCCCCCAGAGGACCAUUUUCGAUUCGCUGGAUGAGAGCGGCCUCAGCUUUGGGAUUUAUUACCAGAAUAUCCCGGCGACCCUGUUCUUCAAGAGCUUGAGGAAGCUGAAGCACGUGACCAAGUUCCACAGCUACGCACUGAAAUUCAAGCUGCACGCGAGGUUGGGCAAGCUACCGAACUACGUGGUGGUCGAGCAGCGCUACUUCGACAUCAAGGUUUCUCCGGCGAACGACGACCACCCGUCGCAUGACGUGGCGCGAGGACAGAGGUUCGUGAAGGAGGUAUACGAGGCCCUGAGAGCCAGCCCGCAGUGGAAAGAGAUGGCCUUGUUGAUUACCUAUGACGAGCAUGGUGGGUUCUAUGACCAUGUUCCUACCCCUGUUUCCGGUGUGCCAAACCCAGAUGGGAUUGUUGGACCCGACCCGUAUUACUUCCGGUUCGACCGACUGGGUGUUCGGGUUCCGACGAUACUUGUUUCGCCGUGGAUCGACAAGGGUACCGUGAUCCAUGAGCCGGUUGGCCCAACUCCACAUUCACAAUUUGAACAUUCUUCUAUCCCUGCUACUGUAAAGAAGCUUUUCAACCUGAAAUCAAAUUUCUUGACGAAGAGAGAUGCAUGGGCUGGCACUUUUGAGAAGUAUUUCUAUCUGCGCAAUACUCCUCGCGAAGAUUGUCCAGAAACUCUUCCUGAGGUGAAGACACCACUGAGGCCAUGGGGACCCAAAGAAGAUGCAAGCCUCUCGGAAUUUCAGGUGGAACUGAUCCAGCUUGCAUCUCAGCUGGUUGGCGAUUACGUGCUAAAUACAUAUCCAUACAUUGGCAGAGGGAUGAUAGUGGGUGAAGCCAACAAAUAUGCAGAGGAUGCAGUGAAGAGGUUCUUGGAGGCAGGAAGGGCUGCACUUAAAGCUGGAGCUAAUGAAUCAGCAAUAGUUACAAUGAGACCUUCACUCACUAGCCGUGUUGCAAUGGGAGAUACAAGCCACCGCCUAGAAACCUUUUGAUUCUCCUUCACAACACCCCACGUUGUAUAUGCUAUUAUGAUUAGCUUCCAAACUGCUCUCUCCGUAAAUAUGAUAGUUGGUAAUGAGCAAUUGGGUUAGAUGCCUUUCAGAGCUGAUAGUUAUUAAACAUGCUUUAGCAUUGUGAACUUGAUAAUUCUUAGUUUCAUAUACAUAUAUAUAUAUAUAUACACAUAUUUAUAUAUAUAAAGCUGAAAGUAAUGACUUGAAA